UUUCCUUUAGCUGAUAAUUGUUAGGUUAUUGGACGAAUUAAAUUAAAAUUAAAAUAUAAAUCUGAUCAUUGAUCAUCAGUAAAGAAAAUGAGGCUGUCAAAGAAAGCCACAUGUAAUUCACACGGCCAAGAUUCUUCCUACUUUCUAGGAUGGCAAGAGUACGAGAAGAAUCCUUACGACGAGCUCCGUAAUCCCGACGGAAUUAUCCAGAUGGGUCUUGCUGAGAAUCAGCUCUCAUUCGAUCUACUGGAAACAUGGCUAGCAGAAAAUCCAGACGCAGCUAGUUUCAAGAGAGAUGGAGACUCCAUUUUCAGAGAGCUUGCUCUCUUCCAGGAUUACCAUGGCCUCCCUGCUUUCAAGAAUGCUCUGGCACAAUUCAUGGCAGAAAUCCGAGGAAACAAAGUCAACUUCCAACCUAACAACCUAGUCCUCACCGCCGGCGCCACGUCAGCUAACGAAACCCUCAUUUUUUGCCUCGCCGACCCCGGCGACGCCAUUCUCGUCCCCACUCCUUACUAUCCAGGGUUCGACAGAGACCUAAAAUGGCGAACCGGAGUGGAAAUCGUGCCGAUACAGUGCACCAGCGGCAAUGGAUUCAGGAUCACUGCACCUGCUCUAGAGGAGGCUUACCACCUUGCACAGAAGCGUAAUCUCAAAGUUAAGGGCGUAUUAGUCACUAAUCCUUCUAAUCCACUCGGGAUUACCCUCACGCGCCACGAGCUCAACCUCCUCGUUGACUUCAUCGACGCCAAAGGCAUCCACCUCAUCAGCGACGAGAUUUACUCCGGCACCGUCUUCACCUCCCCGGAUUUCGUCAGCAUCAUGGAGGUCUUGGUCAACCGGAACUACGCCGGAACGGAGCUUUGGAACCGGGUCCACAUUGUUUACAGCCUGUCAAAGGAUCUCGGCCUCCCGGGUUUCCGGGUCGGGUGCAUCUACUCCAACGACGGCCGGGUUGUGGCGGCGGCGACAAAAAUGUCGAGCUUCGGCCUGAUAUCGUCGCAGACUCAGUACCUCCUCUCCGCCAUGCUCUCCGACGAGAAGUUCGCCGGAAACUACAUCGUCGAGAACCAGCGGCGGCUGAAGAGCCGCCGCGAAAUGCUGGUGGGCGGGCUGAAAAGCGCGGGAAUAUCCAGCCUGGAGAGCAAUGCGGGGUUGUUCUGCUGGGUUGACAUGCGACACAUGCUGACGUCAAAAACCUUCGAAGCGGAAAUGGAUCUGUGGAAGAAGAUUGUGUACGAAGUCGGGUUGAAUAUCUCGCCCGGUUCGUCGUGCCACUGCGUCGAACCGGGUUGGUUCAGGGUUUGCUUCGCCAACAUGUCGGAAGACACGCUGGAGCUGGCCAUCCAACGGCUGAGAUCGUUCGUGAAAGGCAUCUGCUCCGGCGGCAAGAAUAAUAACAGUAGUACCAAGAAUUCGAGCAAGAAUAACUCGAGAAGGAAGAUUCUGUCAAAAUGGGUUUUUCGGCUAUCGUUCCAUGAUCGUGAUCAACGUGAGCGAUAAGUCUUUUCAGUGUGAACUGAAUAACACCCACCAUUAAUUAUUUUUUUAUUAUUUUCUUUUCUUUUUUUUGAAACCCUUUUUGGUUCAUUUAUUUAGAGAGAGAAAGUGGUGCACUCUGUCCCAUGUGGACGUGAAGUGUUUGAAUUGUGCUUCAUUUAUUAAUUAUUUUAUUUUAUUGUAAACCCUUGUUUAAUUUUACUCAUGGUUUGAUGAAAAAGUUGUC
Erythranthe guttata (spotted monkey flower) is the source of this 1726-nucleotide messenger RNA. RefSeq names its product 1-aminocyclopropane-1-carboxylate synthase 3. Gene Ontology annotation, biological process: biosynthetic process; amino acid metabolic process. NCBI's taxonomy places the organism in Eukaryota, Viridiplantae, Streptophyta, Magnoliopsida, Lamiales, Phrymaceae. Gene Ontology annotation, molecular function: transaminase activity; pyridoxal phosphate binding. The record is from RefSeq and is a predicted model, not a curated record.